This is a messenger RNA of Rubroshorea leprosula, 739 nucleotides long. The record is from the annotation of a GenBank genome assembly. NCBI's taxonomy places the organism in Eukaryota, Viridiplantae, Streptophyta, Magnoliopsida, Malvales, Dipterocarpaceae.
AAAGAGGACUACUCCAACUAUUACCAAUUGGUUUUAGGUUGGAUGCCAGUCUUGUGUUGAGCCCACAUGCACAAUUUUCACAUUAUCAAACCCCGGAUGUCAACUACUCCAGAGACACUAACCGGAAGGGGUACUAGAACUUCUGAAGCCGGUAAAGAAGUCACUUCUUGUGAAGAACUGGGUUCCACUGAUGAUGGACAUGAAAGACUCGAUGUGCUUCCUGGGUGCAAGAAGAAAGAAACAAAGGAUAAGCGUCUCCUUUCUGUGUUCUCCCAUAUCCUUGGAUUGUUAGAUCCCAGAGGUCGUCUGACUGAACUGCUACCGCGUAUUCCCCCUGCCAAUGCCAGGAAGCCCGUUAGUCAAGCCAGCACUGAUGACUUUGGAGCUCAUCGCAUGAAGGACACUGGGAAGAACGCACAAGUCUAAAUUUCAAAUGUAAGGAAUAUGAAACUAAUGUCCCUUUCAUGAACAUAAUUGUUUUCUUUUGUUUUCCUUUUUGGUAGUAACUGCUUUUACUUGUUUUCUUGCAGGCACAUCGUAUAGCUGAUGUUGAGGACUUACGUUACGUACGAGAAACCAGUAGGAGGAAAUCUACUCUGGAAUUUGUGAGUGUUGUGUUGGAUGUUUUUACGUUUUUCUAAGAGAGAUUGUCUUUUGUAUGAUAUGUGGAUGUGUUGUUAUCCUACACUGAAUUUUUCACACCUAUCCAAUUUGAAUGUAAUGAAAAUUUUACCAGUUA